UUGACAACUCGGAUGUGUAAAAAAGUAGCGGUGGUUUCUCUCAGAUUUCUGCUGGAAAUUUCUUCCUUGUUAUUAUUUGCAAUUUACUCGCUAAACCUUGUUCUAAACCACAAAAUUAAUAGUUUAAAGUAAAACUUCGAUUAUAGUGCGCGCGAGGAAAGUGUUUUCCUGUAGUGAAAAAGUUUGGUUGGUUCUAAAUCAAGCAAAGAAGUCACAGUGAAAGUUAUCUGAUGCGGGAUUGAAUGUGUUUUCACGCCCAUCAUCGUACCGCCGUCAAUUCAUUUUGUUCAGAUUGCACAAUCUGUGGAGGCGAAUUCGCUGAUUAGAAUAUAAUGAGUGGUUGCGGGCUGCUGGUUUCGGUGAUCAAAACUCUCGAUGCCAGCGAAACCAACGAACAGCGAGAGCGCGAAAAGCUCAAAAUCGAAAAGGAGUUCCGCAAGACUGACCAGCGGCUGAACGAACUUGUCUCGCGAAACGAUGGCGACCUUACGAGGGUUAUGCAGCUGUUCGGGAAGGUGUCCACCCAGAUCACCAGCUCCCGGGAACGGAUUCAUGUGGUGAAGGAAAACCUCCAAACAUGCAAACAGUUGCUGCGAUGUCGACGGGAAGAACUCAAGAAACUCUACACCGAUGCGGUGCAGCACAAAUACGUGCUGGAGAUGCUGGAUCAGGUAAACGAGCUGCGCAAGACUCCUCAACAGUUGGCAGCGUUCAUGGCCAAGAAACACUAUCUGCAUGCAACAAAGCUCCUGAUGUCCGCUGUCGAAGCAACCGAAGGUCCUCUGAAAGACGUGGAAGGUUUGCACGAUCUGCGGCAGGAUUUCCAGAACAAACGGCAACAGUUAUACUCAAAACUGCUGGACGAGCUCUGUAGGCAUUUGUACAUCUCAAGCACGACCGAGGUCUUACAAAACUUCCAGCGGCAAAGUUCCGGUAGGAUAAGCAGUUCCGCUGCGGCAGGGACAUCUCCUUUCCAGCGCAAUGUGCUGAGGCGAUCCGCGGAACGGAUGGAAGCCAAUACGAAGGCUAGGAAGGCACUGUUUGAAAUCGCUCAGAAUGGCUACCUCGACGUCGACAAGAGUGAAAUUAUCGAAGAUACGGACCUCCUGGAUCCGGAUGUCAAUACCACUUAUUUCAUAGGAAUUAUCAUCGAGUGCUUUGCGUUGCUUAAUAAAGUGCCUGAAUCAAUAGAGUCUAUAAGAGAACAAAUGCAAAGCGAGUUGCUGACUAUUGUCACAAAGUCCACUCACCACAUCAUGACCCUGACUCAGCAGCAAAAUCAGAAUCCAUAUCAAUAUCAGCAAGUGGCAUCGCCUCCGCCUAACAACUCCGAAGAUCUUCCCGAGCAGAACAUUCCCAUUCUGGAACUGCUAGAGUUGGUAUUCAAGCAGCUGAAGCUGAUUGCCAACGCUCACCAGUUGACGCUGAAGAACUACCACAAUGUGAUGCACCGGUACAAUCUGACGCAGGUCAAGGCGUACGAUUUGAUCGAGUACUGGGGCCAAGCGCAGGCCGUCCUCAAGCUAGUGCUGACGGAUUACCUAGAUAUUCAGAACGACAGCAGCGACGAGUUGAUGCGUGCUCAAUUCACGGAGCAAACCACUAAUAUUAACACAUUCUUCAGUCGCCGUAAGGUUCAGGGCAAAAAGAUGCUGUUCAAGUUUGAUAAAUCUUCGCACACGGCUUCGCUGGAGGCUGAGGUCAAUGCCAAAGAGCACCGUCGUAACCCGUCGAAUGUUUCAAAUAGCAUAGCUAACAAGGAAGACGUGCUAAAUCAGUCCGGUUUGAAUGGCCAGAAUCUUCUGAAUACCAGCUUCAAUAAACAUCUGACUGUGGCGCCUGGUGCGGAUCGAAAAAAGCGGGAACGCGCUCUCGUCUGUACACCCGACGCAGGAUUGGUUCGACAGAUUUAUCUUCCAAUGAUGGGAUACAUUCACGAGAUCGAGGGAUUCAUGAAAUGUAAAUCUGGUCAAUCGUGCAGUCUGAACACUUUCCUCGAUAACUAUGUCAAGGAUGCCUAUCUGGCGCGAGGCCACAACCGCAACCUACAGCUGACCAUAGAAUCCCUCUCGAAAACUCAGGACGCGUGGCGUUUGAUAAUUACUCCCGAGGAAAUGAAACGCCUGGGACUGACUAGACCACUUCUACAAAACACUGUGCUAGUGGAGAAUCGAAUCUCCGAAACCAAACGGCUCAUUCAGGAUUUGCCGACCUACUCGGACGAGCUGCUGAAGAUGGUUUGUUCGCUGUUGAAAACGUAUCGGGAAACUUGCCAAGCAGCCUACCGGGGCAUCGUGCAACCGGAGACAGAGGACAAGCGGAUCUACAGUGUAGCGUGGCUAAAGGACGACGAUAUUACCCGGUUCCUCAAGUCCCUUCCGAACUGGACCGAUCUCAAGACAUCCAAUGCCAGGAUGAAGAAACAGCAGUCCGGUCAAAAGCGCAUGAUUAAGCCGGAACCCUCGGAAGAGGAAAGCCCUACCGCCGUUCAGCAGCGAAACGUCCGUGAAGCGGAAAUGCUGACCAGCAAUCUGGGCGAGGGUGGGAUCUCCCAGCAGGAAAUCCUCUCCGAUGUGGGCGUGCUCAAAGAGUUGGCCAUCCUGCAGGAAAGCAUGGAAUGGUUUGCCGGUAGAAUAACGGACUUUGCCAACGACCUGCGAAAGCCGAUCGUGAACGGAAUGGUCGGUGGCGUAAGUGCUUCUCCGGUAGUUGUUAAGGAUGGUAUGAUUAAGGUUCUGAUGAAUUUGGCGUUGGAGUUUGAGGAGUUGGCCAAUACGUGCCUGUUGGUUUUGCAUCUCGAGGUGCGAGUACAGUGCUUCCAUUAUUUGAAAUCGAAUCCCUCGGACAAGUUCAAGCCGAACAAUCCGAACAAGAACGAUUCGCUGGAACCCGAUGCGAAGGUUUUGAAGCUGACUAAGGUUCUAUCCGAUAUGGACGAGGCGUUAAGUUCUACGCUGCAUCCUAGGAAGACAAAGUACGUUUUUGAGGGACUGGCUCAUCUGGCGUCACGCAUUCUCAUAAUGGCAGCCAAUUCGAUGGAGUACAUCGACACGGCUGGUGUGCAACGAAUGUGCCGUAACGCUUUAGCUCUGCAGCAGACCCUCAGUAGUAUCACAGCUUCGAGAGAAGUUGCCCUCGAUUACGCUAGGUCGUUUUAUGAAAUGUUCUAUCUUGAUCCAGAUGAAAUCCUAACCUCCAUCAUCGAAAAAGGUGCCCAGUUCACCGAGAUGCAGUACUUGAACGCUUUACACCUGGUGUGCAAGAACCGCGGCAUCGUCGAUCAGAACACGCUGGCCAUGUAUCAACAGAAGCUGAGUGACGUUCUGGGAACCAAACCGGGACUCGGAGUUACGGUUUAGGUUUCGAAGUAGCGCAUUUAUAGGCACGCGGUAGUAUUUAACAAAAUUUAAUAAGUAUAAAAGUGUUUUGUUGCGACACGGUUAACGUCGAUCGCUAUGCGAGGAUGUUGAAUGCUAUGAAGAAUAUGUUGUUAUUGGGUAGAGACAGAAAAUAAUUAAUCGAUUGCAAAUAUAAAACAGCUACAAAGAGUUUAUCGUGCAAGCAGUAGGUACUAGCAUGUUAUAAAUUAUAUAACGAAAUGUUAAUGCGGCUGUUCGUUAUUAGUGAUUGUCGAAUCAAACUACAACGGUGUAAUGACAACAACAAGUGUUCAUUUUGCAGUAAGAUCCUAAUAAAGGAUUACGAAUGUUGUAAUUAUUUCUCAUUGCUGCGUUUGCUUUGCGUAUGUUAAAAACAGGAGAAUGAUAGUAUGUGACUAGCAUUCAAAAUUAUUUUGUUUCUAAAAAU
Aedes aegypti (yellow fever mosquito) is the source of this 3807-nucleotide messenger RNA. RefSeq names its product exocyst complex component 4 (gene Sec8). Gene Ontology annotation, biological process: exocytosis; chemical synaptic transmission; Golgi to plasma membrane transport. Gene Ontology annotation, cellular component: synapse; exocyst; growth cone membrane. Bases 333 to 3359 code for a protein of 1008 amino acids. NCBI's taxonomy places the organism in Eukaryota, Metazoa, Arthropoda, Insecta, Diptera, Culicidae. The record is from RefSeq and is a predicted model, not a curated record. The transcript is spliced from 9 exons.